AUGACUUCUCACGACGAACUUGACCACUUAAAGGAUUUUUUACGAAACGAACCCUUAAAUAAAAUUACUGUUGCUAAAGCCUUUCAUGAACUAUGGAAGUAUAAAGAUAUACAAUCGGAAGGAAGGGAUUGUAACUGUCUUUUGGAGGUCUUCAAAGAGUUGACAGCAGAAAAUCUGAAUAGUCAGAGAAAGCGACACCUCACUUCAUUACAAGAUAUAGAUAAGAUGCGAUGUAUAUGGGUAGAGUUAAAAUCAUUAAUGGAUGAAGACCUAAUUCGGCUUGAGACUAAUGAAUCUUCAAGUUGGAAAUUACAUGCGCUGUGUAACAUUAAUAGCUUAAAGGAUGCAUUGCAGCAAGCAGGCACGCCUGUUCAUCAUCGUCUUCUUCAAAAGAUACAAGAACUAGAUAUUAAUGAUUUAACCUAUGAUAAUCCGUUGGCUAAUGGUAUAGUUGACCUUGGAUCCUCUCAAUACCAGUUAACAGAUGAUGACUACGAAAUCCUUGCGGGAGAGAAAUGUACUAUAAGGAAGUUGAAAAAAGGUUAUCUGAUAAAGAGUGCGUGUGCAAAUUACGUUAUGAGAAGAAACGAAAUCCAAACCCAGUACAAAUUUGUCGUUGCACCUUCAGAAACGACAAGGCACAAGAACUGGGUUGUGAGCGAAAUCGACAGAGCACAAAUAGCAACAAACAUAACCGACACUCUUCUACAGGAAAUGAAAAGAAACGUUCUUCACAAAAUUUCCAAAGCUUCUGAGCAUGCACUCGUAGACGUCGUGGCACGUCUUAUUGAGGCGUCUAUAUAUCAAAUGCCAAUUGGCUUGGAUAUCGAAGUAACACGAAAUGAUCGUCAGAGUGAUGCCAGCAAAAAACGAAAAAAUCGACAAGUAUCCGGUUCAAGAGGAACAAGCCAGACUUAA
This is a messenger RNA of Paraglomus occultum, 918 nucleotides long. The record is from the annotation of a GenBank genome assembly. NCBI's taxonomy places the organism in Eukaryota, Fungi, Glomeromycota, Glomeromycetes, Paraglomerales, Paraglomeraceae.